Molecule: messenger RNA, 1131 nt
Organism: Necator americanus (New World hookworm)
Lineage: Eukaryota; Metazoa; Nematoda; Chromadorea; Rhabditida; Ancylostomatidae
Exons: 9
Coding region: 1-1131 (376 amino acids)
Biological process (GO): G protein-coupled receptor signaling pathway; G protein-coupled dopamine receptor signaling pathway
Cellular component (GO): cytoplasm; heterotrimeric G-protein complex
Molecular function (GO): signaling receptor complex adaptor activity; protein binding
Source: RefSeq, a predicted model, not a curated record
AUGAGCACAGAGGACAAACCUUCAACUUCCAAGGAACCCAUGAAAAUGCCUGAAAACGCAGCUCCUGUCGUAUCGGCAAGCGAAGCUGCAGCUAGGCAAGGAGAUCAGAUAGAAGUAUUAGCGAAGGAAGCAGAAGAAUUAAGAAAGAAGCUAGACCAAGAGCGACAAAAACUGAACGAUAUUCCGAUCCAGCAAGCCGCAGAACGACUGGAUCCGCUUCCAAAUCUAGGAAUUAAGCAAAGAAGAAUUCUAAAAGGACAUGCCGGAAAGGUUCUAUGUAUGGAUUGGUCGCUGGACAAAAGGCAUAUUGUUAGUUCAUCGCAAGAUGGAAAGGUGAUAGUAUGGGAUGGGUUCACUACGAACAAAGAACACGCUUUGACGAUGCCAACUACAUGGGUCAUGGCUUGCGCAUAUUCUCCGAGUAGUCAGUUGAUUGCAUGCGGAGGGCUUGACAACAAAUGCAGUGUUUUCCCUCUUUCAUUUGAAGACGACAUUCUGCAAAAGAAGAGAAGUGUGGCCACACAUACGAGUUAUAUGAGUUGUUGCAUGUUCUUGCGUUCGGAUAACCUUCUGCUCACUGGAAGCGGCGAUUCUACUUGUGCUAUAUGGGAUGUAGAAAGUGGGCAGAUGAUCCAGAAUUUCCAUGGACACACUGGCGAUGUUUUCGCAAUAGACGUACCUAAGUGCGAUACUGGUAAUGUUUUCAUUUCUGCCGGUGCCGACAAACAUUCGUUGGUGUGGGAUAUUCGCACAGGACAAUGUGUUCAGUCAUUCGAAGGCCACGAAGCGGACAUUAACACCGUUAGGUUCCAUCCGAAUGGAGAUGCAUUCGCUACCGGUUCCGACGAUGCCACAUGCCGUUUAUUUGAUUUACGAGCCGACCGGCAAGUAUGUGUCUACGAAAAGGAAUCCAUACUCUUUCCUGUGAAUGGAGUAGAUUUCAGUGUAAGCGGACGUAUUCUGUUCGCCGGCUACGGUGACUAUCGCGUCGGCGUAUGGGAUUCACUUAAAUGCGUGCGCCAUUCGGUUCUUUAUGGACAUGAAAAUCGCAUCAGCUGUUUACGAACUAGCCCCGAUGGAACUGCUAUAUGCUCUGCCAGUUGGGAUUGUACUAUUAGGAUCUGGGCAUGA